Molecule: messenger RNA, 729 nt
Organism: Meloidogyne enterolobii
Lineage: Eukaryota; Metazoa; Nematoda; Chromadorea; Rhabditida; Meloidogynidae
Source: the annotation of a GenBank genome assembly
UUCUUGUUGUUUAUAUGUUUUCUAAUGUCUUUUUUCUAAAAAAAUUUUUUUGUUGUCUCUCUCAUUUAUUCACACUAUUUCUCUCUCUCAUUUCGUUUUAUGUUAAGCGUUGUUUGUUGGGCGCGUCAAUGUUUGUGAGAGCUUUAAUGUUGGGAGCACCUCUACAUACUACUUACUUUUACACACAACCAUUUGUGCCCAAUUUUCCUCUUUUCUUUUUUCCAUUUAUUCACAUCUCGGAUUUAAACAUUAAAAGCAUUUUUGUUGUUGUUAAAAGGGUUUAUUUAGAUGAACAAAACUUGUUUUUAAAAAUAUUUUUCUUUUUUAUUCUUUGCUGUUUGAAAUGUUUUUACUCUAAUUUUUUGUUUAAAUUUAGAAGAAAUACCGUAUUUCUUCUAAUAGUGCGACCGGUCGGUUUAUUUUUCAAUCUUCCUCUAGAGGGUCGGUUUAUUAGAAGGGGUCAGUCUAAUAGAGAGAGUCGCACUAUUAGAAGAAAUACGGUAGUUAUCUCGCCUAGGAUUUAUAUUUAAAAAGAUUAUUUUUCAAAAUUAGAGGAUUAAUCCUUGCCUAAUUAGUUUCUGUUCUUAUAAAAUUUGCCCUCUUGGGGUGCUAAAAUUUUUUAUUUUAAAUAAAUUUUUAUUCAAAACAUACACUAGAAUGUUUAUUCAAACAAUUUUUUCCACUUUUUCUUAUCCUCUAAAUCCAUUCCUGACAUCUCCCCACUCCCUC